CACUGACAAAAUAUAGUAAAGACUGACAAAUUACACGCAGAGAGAGUCUCGAGAACUGAGCGCACAAGCAACUAGCUACUCUUUUACUUCACUGUCUCCACCUCCUUGUUUGGUUUAUCUACACUAGGGUUUUGUUCCCUAUUUUUCGUUAAAAAAAGCCUCCUACAAGGCAGAGAGACAUCUUCUGAGUACCCUUGGGGAAACAUUUCUUUGCUUAACGUAGAUCUCUGUUUCAACACUCUCUGUGUUGAGCCAAAGAUUUCCUCAGAAGAACUGCAAGUGGUGUGGGCCAGGUGGGAUUUCAAGAAGAGUACUUCUUGUGAGGAGGAUAGAAGGCAUAAUGCAGACACCAAAAGCAAAAACCAGCUCUUUGGAAGUGCCUCAGAAGAAAUCUCCCGCAACACCUCGAACUCGGCAACUCAAAACACCUGGAUCAGAAAACAACUCUGUCUCCCCAAAUCCAGCAAGUAGGACCCCGAAAGACAGAAGUCCUAAAGUCACUGAACGCAGAUUAUCUCAAAGUCCAGCAACUGAGAAGAAGCGCCCAAGCAGAAUAUCUGAAUUGGAAACACAGCUUGCACAACUCCAGGAGGAUCUGAAGAAGGCAAAAGAUCAACUGAACGCAUCAGAGUCAUGGAAGAGACGAGCCCAUCAGGAAGCUGAAGACACCAAGAAGCAGCUUUUAACCAUGUCAGAGAAAUUUGAGGAAUCACAACAGCAAUUGAUGGAGCUUUCUAGUUCUGAAGAUGUCCGUGUUCAAGAGCUCCGUAAAGUCUCCCAUGAUCGUGAUAAAGCUUGGCAGUCUGAACUGGAGGCCAUGCAGAAGCAGCACUCAAUUGAUUCUGCAGCCCUGGCUUCUGCCAUGAAUGAAGUCCAGAGGCUCAAAAAUCAGCUGGAAAUGGUAGUGGAAUCUGAAGCUUCCCAAACAAAACAUGCAGAAUCAGCAUAUGCUGAAUUACAAGGGCUGAGACUGGAACUAACUGAAACUCUCUCCCUUGUUGAAAAAAUGAAAACUGAGCUCAGUGAUACCAGGGAAUCUGAAGCUCAGGCCCUGGAACUUGUUAGUAAAACUCAAAAGCAAUUGGAAGAAGCAAAUGCAACUGCUGAAAUGCUGCAGGCAGAUGACGUCAAAGCCAUGGAGGCUUACAGGUCCCUAUCAUUGGAGCUGGAACAGUCAAGAGCUCAAGUAAAACCCUUGGAGGAACUUGUGAGUAAACUGCAAGCAGAUCCAGCGAACAUUUGUGGGAAAACAGUCAUGAAUCCUACAGGGGAUGUUGAAGUUUUGCAUGAAAGUGUAGAAAAUGAGGAAACAAAACAGCUCAAAGCAGAAAUGAACCUUUUGAAACAUGAAGUAGGUCAGUUGAAAUCCGCACUAGAAGCAUCUGAGACCAGGUACCAGGAAGAAUAUAUUCAAAGCACAUUGCAGAUUAGAAGCGCCUAUGAACAAGUUGAACGUACAAAGUUGGAAUCAGGCCACAGAGAGGCUGAAUUGGAAGCUGAAUUGAAGAAAGCCAAAAACAAUAUUGAAGAAUUGAGGGCUAACCUGAUGGAUAAGGAAACUGAAUUGCAGGGCAUUUCUGAGGAGAAUGAGGGACUGGCUUUAAAGAUUGAGAAAAAUCAGCCAAGUGAGAGGGAAUCUGAACUUGCAAUGGAGCUGAAAAAGUUAGAGCAUGAUCUGGCAGAGUUGAAGGCGAGCUUGUUGGAUAAGGAAGCACGGUUGCAGAGUGUAGCAGAGGAAAAUGAAACACUCUGGAAAGAAAUCAAGAAAGGGGAAAUGGAGAAAAGUAAGGUCAAUGAUGAAGCUGUUGCAUUGGCAGAAACUGCAAGGGCUGCAGAACACGAGGCUCUGAUGAAACUUGGUUAUCUGACAGAGGAAGCAGAUAAAAGUAGCAGAAGAGUAGCAAGGGUGACUGAGCAGCUGGAUGCAGCUCAGGCAGCAAACACAGAAAUGGAGGCUGAAUUGAGGAGGUUAAAGGUGCAGUCAGACCAAUGGAGGAAAGCCGCUGAGGCAGCUGCUGCUAUGCUUUCAACUGGGAACAACGGCAAAUUUGUAGAGAGAACAGGUUCUCUUGACAACAACUAUAAUCCUAUUCCUGGAAAUAUGGGCUCGCCCUUCUCUGAAGAUAUGGAUGAUGACUCUCCAAAGAAGAAAAACGGGAACAUGUUGAAGAAAAUUGGGGUCUUGUGGAAGAGGGGUCAGAAGUAGCCAGGCUCUCUGUCAGGGACUGGUUGGUGGCAGCUAAGUUUAAUAUGAUGAUAAAUUUGUUUCAAAGACUAAGUUCUUUUGAGGACUACUGUAUAGUUUUGUGGAAAAUGAUGAACUGAGGGGGUUCCAUUUUGUUUCAUCUGAUGGUUGCAGUGGCUUUGAUUUUCUCCACCAUAUCUAGUUCACUGUGUGAAGCAGUUGAUCUGUGCUAGUAUGCCAUCAGCAUGGAUUAUGUAUUAAUCUGUAACAAGUAAUCUGAAAAAUAGGAACACUUGUAUUGUAGUAUCGGAGACGAUAUGUUGCCGGAACUCCAUUCCAAGUUUACUUUGGCCCAUGAAUUUGUGUUUCUUGUAUUGUCCGAGACCAAGCUAGUUGUCUCGUCAUUCCUUCAUUGUUGUUAUGUAUUUUUGCUUGCUCGA
Molecule: messenger RNA, 2625 nt
Organism: Populus trichocarpa (black cottonwood)
Lineage: Eukaryota; Viridiplantae; Streptophyta; Magnoliopsida; Malpighiales; Salicaceae
Product: interactor of constitutive active ROPs 2, chloroplastic
Exons: 6
Coding region: 341-2206 (621 amino acids)
Source: RefSeq, a predicted model, not a curated record